AUGUUAUGGACUAGAACUGAUCUAGAGAGUUUAGAUUAUGAUCUAUUCGAGAGUGUUGUCAAUAAAUCGGGCAUAAGCUACAAAUAUCGCAAUGGACAGGAGAAAAACCGACUGAUCUACGCACGUUGGUUUCUUACGCUCGUUACAGGCGUCAUUACGGCACUCGUAGCGGUCUUUAUGCUCUAUUUUACGACGCUUCUAACGUCACUGAAGCAGCAUCUUCUUGAGUACACGAUCCAACACGAACUGGCCAAGAACGUGGUCUUUGGCACGACGUUUUGGAGUAUUGUAGCAUUUAACCUCGGGCUUGUGGCAAUUGCUGCUACUGUCACUUCGUUUGGAGAGCCUGUGGCCGCUGGAUCGGGUAUUUCGGAAGUCAAGAUGACGCUUAAUGGCAUGAAGAUUCCACGCAUGCUACGCCUACGUACUUUUUUCUGCAAAGUCAUAGGCACUGUAUGCUCCGUUGCGGGUGGUUUGCCAGUAGGAAAAGAGGGGCCAAUGAUUCACAGCGGCGCAAUUGUUGCAGCAGGGCUUUCUCAGGGUAAAUCGUCCACAAUCGGCUACGAUACGAGCUUUUCCUAUUUUGGAGGUUUCCGAAAUGAUAGGGAAAAGCGUGACUUUGUAGCUUGUGGUGCUGCAGCUGGUGUUGCUUCGGCGUUUGGGGCUCCUAUCGGUGGAGUUCUGUUUGUCUUGGAGGAAGGUGCAUCGUUCUGGAAUCAGACACUCACGUGGAGAACGCUUUUUUGCGCCAUGUCAGCAACGUUUACACUGGCAUUCUUCCUCUCUGGAAUGAAUGAUAAUCUGUCGUGGGGUACACUUGGCAGUCACACGGGCAGCUUUAGCUUUGGGCCAUUUACAUCGAGUACAUACCAGAUUUGGGAGGUUCCGCUCUUUAUUAUGAUGGGUAUUGGUGGCGGAUUGCAAGGAGCAUUGUUCAAUGGGCUUAAUACGCGUCUAGCAAAAACACGCUCACGUUGGGUGCGCACGCGCGGAGUCGCGUGGAUGGAGGCUCUACUGCUGUCUGUUUUGAUCUCAUCGCUUUUGUUUACGACACCAUUUUUGCUAGGCAAAUGCCAUGAACUUCCUCGUGCGCGUGAAGACGUCAUUUAUCUUGCAAACGCUGGUGGUGCCGGUAUGGCGCCCAACAAGGCUUUUGUGUUUGGAAUGGAAAUGCUGAAGAAGAAUAGUUCAGCCUGCAUUUGUGAGAGCUGCUCAAGCGUAUCGAUGGAAGGCGCAGAGUGUUUCCAAACUGACGAAACCGUACAAUACCCAUACAAGAAAGAGUUGCUGCGCUUUUAUUGCCCCGAAGGCCAGUACAACGAUUUAGCGUCUUUGAUGUUGACAGGAGGAGAAGUUGCCAUCAAGCACCUGUUUCACGCACCGCCAGAUUCAUUUGAUGUGCGCAAUCUUGUGGUAUUUUGGCUCAUGAUGCUUUUCCUGUCCUGCUUGACCUACGGUUUAAAAAUCCCAAGCGGCUUGUUUGUGCCGGCAUUGCUCAUCGGUGCAGCUUAUGGACGACUGUGGACGAGAGUGAUCAACUAUUUUACCGGGCUACAGCGAAUGAAAACUGUCGACCCACGGACAUACGGACUUGUGGGAAGCCUGGCGAUGCUUGGCGGCGUGACUCGUAUGACCAUCUCCCUCACUGUCAUCAUUCUCGAGUGUACGGGCAACAUUGAGUUUGGUCUGCCACUCAUUCUCACAUCGUUUUUUGCUCGUUGGGUGGGAAAUUACUUUAAUGAGGGUAUCUAUGACAUCCAUAUUCACCUGCGUCGCGCUCCGUUUUUAGACUGGAAUCCACCAUUACGCGGCGCUUUCUUGCGUGUAAAACAUGUCAUGACUCCGAAUCCGAAGACGCUGCGCACUGUUGAGCGCGCUGGCGUCAUCUUUGAUCUGCUCGUGAGUACGAAGCACAAUGCAUUUCCUGUCAUUGUGGAAGAUCCAACGUUCGGCAGCCGCUUUUUUGCAGGUGUAAUACUCCGAAAGCAGCUAAAUGUAUUGCUGAGCCACCAUGAUUUUAGCGUUGAAAAACCCAAGCCGUUUCACCGUCAGCCGCACCCUGCUUCUUACCAACCUGAUGUGGCCACGACUGGCAGUCUUCGCCGCCGUCGCCCGGGAGAUUUGGAAAUGAACAAUACGCCCCGAGUUGAUGAUAAGUUACUGGAGUCACCCCUUGCCAGCAACUAUUGUUUGUCUUACCAUGAUAUGGAGGCACAUUAUCCACGGUACCCAAUUCCGACUCCAAUGCACCAGGAUUUCCAAGCUGCAGCUCACGCCGGUCGUAUCGCUGGAGACGAGUUGUAUACGCUAGCAGAGGAAGACCGUGCUUUGUGGGUGGAUCUUACACCAUACAUGAAUCAGACCCCGUACUUGAUUCAGGAGGAAGCGCCAUUCGUACGCGCUUACCGCCUCUUUCGAAGUGCUGGUCUACGACAUCUCGUAGUCGUAAACCGCCACAACAACGUACGCGGUAUCAUUACGCGACACGAGCUGGAGGAAGAACAUUGCACUCGCUGCUUUCGUCUAGUCAAAGACAUUGACACGGACGAUGUUUACCCAUUGUCCGGUGCACCACCUGUUGGUUUCUUCCGUACAAUACGCCGAAAAGUCUUACGUACGGAGCAAGUGAAGCGUGCGCUAAUCAGCUCAAUUCCAAUUGCACGAGACGGAGACAAUGACAACCAAGGUGAUGCUGCUUCAACAGAGCUGCUUCCGCAAUAA
Messenger RNA from Peronospora belbahrii, 2721 nucleotides. The record is from the annotation of a GenBank genome assembly. NCBI's taxonomy places the organism in Eukaryota, Oomycota, Peronosporomycetes, Peronosporales, Peronosporaceae.